Panicum virgatum (switchgrass) is the source of this 2877-nucleotide messenger RNA. Its product is annotated as protein NETWORKED 2D-like. Gene Ontology annotation, molecular function: actin binding. The transcript is spliced from 4 exons. Bases 1 to 2877 code for a protein of 958 amino acids. Lineage: Eukaryota; Viridiplantae; Streptophyta; Magnoliopsida; Poales; Poaceae. The record is from RefSeq and is a predicted model, not a curated record.
AUGCUGCAGCGGGCGGCGAGCAAUGCGUAUUCAUGGUGGUGGGCAAGCCACAUCCGCACCAAACAGUCAAAAUGGCUCGACAACCACCUCCAAGAUAUGGAACACAGGGUUAAGUGCAUGCUCUUGCUCCUUGGGGAGGAGGCUGAUUCCUUUUCAAAGAGAGCAGAGAUGUACUACAAGAGGCGACCUGAGGUGAUCACUCAGGUGGAAGAAGUGUAUCGGGCAUACAAGGCUCUGGCUGACCGGUAUGACAUCAUGUCAGGGGAGCUGCACAAAGCAAACCACACCAUCGCCACUGCCUUUCCUGACCAGGUCCAGUACGCAAUGCUGGAAGAAGAGGAUGAUAACAUCCCAAAGGCAUUCACCCCAGUUGACCCACGCAAAAUCCACAAGUCUACUGUUGAUGAGUUGAUGAAGAAGAAAAAGGGAGAGCAUCCUGGAUCAAAGGGUGGGGGAGCAAAGAAUAGCAGCACCUCAGCUUCGAUCAGUAAGGAGAACGCAGGGGAAGAGAUCAGCAGGCUGCAGAAAUCUAUACUCGUCAUGCAGACCGAGAAAGAAUUUAUCAAAAGCUCCUACGAGAGCGGCAUCGCAAAGUACUGGGAUCUUGAGAAGGAGAUCAACGAAAUGCAGCAGCAGGUUUGCCACUUCCAAGACAAGUUUGACGAAAGCGCGGUGAUUGAAGACGACGAAGCCAGAGCCUUGAUGACAGCAACCGCGCUCAAGUCCUGCGAGGACACUAUUAUAAAGCUGCAAGAGCAGCGGAAGGCCUCUGCGGGGCAAGCAGUGGGAGAGUCGGAGCGAGUCAAGGUUUUCAGAGAGAAGCUCGAGGCGAUAAUGAAGAAGCAUGGCAAAUCUCUGCCGGAUCCUGUGGACUUGUCUGACAAGAGCACACGAAAGAGCCACGGCACAGAGAUGCAGGAUGUUUACCAUGUGAAGCAAGGUGCUAUAGAAACGCAGGCCGUUAUUGACAAGAUCAAGGAACACUUUGAGAAGGAUAGCAACAUCUCCAUGGCUGAACUUACAGAGAGAAUUGAUGAGCUUGUCAACAAGGUUGUUGACCUGGAGCUCAUGGUUUCAUCGCAAACCUCCCAAAUAGACCGACUCUGUCGGGAGAACACCGAGCUGGAAAAUUCCCUGCAGAGCCUGGACGACGAGAAUGCAGCGCUGGACGGUGGAUCAAGUGAAGUGGAUGAGAAGCUCAGACAAGCAGAGGAGGACCUUGUCAGAGUUCAGGCUCUCGAAAGCUCCUUCCACAAGGACGAAAGCACAAUCCGUUCCAAUUUCGUGGAAGCAAUAAGCAGAUUCAGCGAUCUAUCAGACCUGCUGCUAUCGCCGGUUUGUGAGCAGGAGCAGCAGCACACUGGUUCUGCUCCGACAGAGGCAGUAUCAUCAGAUGAGCCAAUAUCAUCAUCAACUGAGGCGGGGCCUCAGCAGAUUGCCGCUGACAACAAUGCCGGGCUAGCAGCGUCUGGUGUUGCCAAGCUGCCGGACGAAGCUGACGAUGAUGCAGUUGUUGCGGCGGGCACUGAUGAGUCAACCAAGAGCACCAAGAACAGCAGCGAGCAGCAGCAGCAGCAAGUAGACAAGAGCUGCUCACGCGAGAGGGGUUCACUGUUGGCACGCCUUCGUCACAUCUCGUCGGACGACCUUGGAGGAGGCAACGAAGAGAUGGGCAUCAGCAAGGUCGUCGUCGAAGAUUAUUCAUCUUCGUCAGCUAAUACUGACAUGAUGAUGAAGCUGCAGGAGAGGCUGGCAGAUAGCCUGGAGGACAAGGAGAAGGUGCUCCUAGGCGAGUACACCUCGCUGCUCGAGGACUACAAGGACGCCAAGAGGAGGCUCGCGGAGAUGGAGAAGACGAACCAAGAGUGCUUCAAGGAGAUCCGGUCACUCCGCGAAGAGAUGGCCGCCGCCUCCGCAGGGGAAGGACAGGGACCCCGGCGGCUGGGUCACCGGAGGACCCCGAGCUACUCGGCUCUCCACCAGAGGCGACCCAGCGUGUCCUCCCUCUCGAGGCUGAUACGGAUGAGCUCCACCGUCGUCCAGUCGCAGCAGCAUGAAGGUGGUGGUGGCGGCGACCCAGCAGCAGCUGAUCCCUGCAGCUUCAACCUGGAGGACUUGAGGCUGCCGGCGGCGGGGAAGGCGCCGUCGCCGCUGGAGGAGAAGUUCAGGAGGGACAUCGACACGCUCCUGGACGAGAACCUCGAGGUGUGGAUGAAGUUCAGCUCGUCCCUGCAGCGGGUGCAGGAGUUCCAGAGCAAGCACAAGAGCCUGCAGAGGAAGCUGCAGCUGAUCAACAGCGAGGACGCGGCAGCAGUAGCCAAGCAGGACGGGUCGACGGAGAAGCAGCUGCGAGACUUGAAGACGGAGCUGCAGGUGUGGUCGGAGCAGAACGCGAUGCUGCGCGGGGAGCUCCAGUGCAGGUUCACCUCGCUCUGCGACAUCCAGGAGGAGAUCACGGCGGCGCUGGACGCCGGGGCGGCGGCGGACGCGGCGGCGGACCAGGACCAGGACCACCAGUUCACGUCGUACCAGGCCGGCAAGUUCCAGGGGGAGGUGCUCAACAUGCAGCAGGAGAACAACAGGGUGUCGGACGAGCUGCAGGCCGGGCUGGACCACGUCAAGGGGCUCCAGGCGGAGGUGGAGCAGGCGCUGGCCAAGCUCCACCGCCGGAGCGUCAGCUUGCCGGACGACUCCGGCAGCUCCUCCGUCCAUGGCGGCAGCAUGGGGCGCCCGCCGUCCAACAAGUCCAAGGCGGUGCCGCUGCAGUCGUUCCUCUUCCCGGCCAAGAACAAGAAGCCGUCCCUGCUCGCCCGCGUCACGCCGGUGCUCCAGAAGCAGCAGGCGGAGAUGAAGUUUCUUCCCAAGUUGCCAAGGUAG